AUGGCUGAAAGCAGUGUUGUUCCACUUCUUGAGAUACAAGACAAGUUCGUCACGUGUGAGAUUUGCUUUGAUUAUUUCGACGAUCAGGACAAAUCUCCACGUAUCUUACCGUGCUUGCACAACUUCUGCUGCCAAUGUCUGGAGUCGAUUUGGAAGAAGUCACCGACUGGAGUACGAUGUCCCAACUGUCGGAAGACAGAUACGUGCAAAAAGCACAACAACAUGAUUUUAGAUCUAUACUGCAAGAAUUGUGCAACUGAUAUCUGUUCAUCAUGUGUUCAUGUCUCUCAUAGAGACCAUGAGAUAUUGGAUCUCAAAGAUGUAUAUGAAGCAAAGAUGGACCACAUAAAAAGAACACUUAGAAAUUUACAAAGAUCAUCAAAAAGAGCACAAAAGUAUACAACAAGACUUUCUGGACAAAAUGCGACUCUAGAUUCGAUGAAAGAAAAUAUUCUAAAACAUAUUGAUGAUUCCUAUGAAGAAAUUAUUCACAAGUUGUCUGACAAAAGAAAACAGAUGAAAGAAGAUGUCAUUUCAAACAUAGAGAAACAAAAAGCUGACAGAAACGAGCAGAUGAAGUUGGUUGGACAGUCAGAAGUCCUCAAGGCGGACCAUGUUCUGCACUGUAAGCAAGCCGUGCAAUUCGCACGAGCUGCUGACUUUAUAGAAAUGGCUCCAACUCUUGAAGACAAUCUUCUCUCUGUGAUGGAAGGUCAGGAACUGGUUGAUAUUCCUAUACAAGAGGUUACAAUUGAUGACACGUUCAAGUAG
Gigantopelta aegis is the source of this 771-nucleotide messenger RNA. Its product is annotated as E3 ubiquitin-protein ligase TRIM13-like. Lineage: Eukaryota; Metazoa; Mollusca; Gastropoda; Neomphalida; Peltospiridae. Gene Ontology annotation, cellular component: nucleoplasm; chromatin. Gene Ontology annotation, biological process: positive regulation of DNA-templated transcription. Gene Ontology annotation, molecular function: ubiquitin-protein transferase activity; zinc ion binding. The transcript has 2 exons. The coding region runs from base 1 to 771 and encodes 256 amino acids. The record is from RefSeq and is a predicted model, not a curated record.